CCCCCGGCGCCAAACUCUCUGUCAACUUUUUCUGCUUUUCACCGUUCUUGAUUGAUUCUUCAGGCCCCUUUUGUCUUUCUAUCUCAUUGAUUCACAACAGAACAGCCAUUGACUAAAACAAAAACCCAUUUGGAGUUUUGAGCAAGAAGCAGUCUUUUCAAUUGGGAUUCAGCCAUGGCAGAAGCAAAACCAGAAGAGAUAAGCCAUCCUCCAAUGGACCAACUUCAAGGCCUAGACUACUGUAUUGACUCCAACCCUUCUUGGGGGGAGGCCAUAGCUCUAGGCUUCCAACACUACAUCUUGGCGUUGGGGACUGCAGUGAUGAUCCCCACAUUUCUUGUCCCUCUUAUGGGCGGAACGGAUCAUGACAAAGUGAGGGUUGUUCAGACUCUGCUUUUUGUCGAAGGAAUCAAUACACUCCUACAAACACUUCUGGGGACCCGAUUGCCCACGGUGAUUGGAGGAUCAUGGGCAUUCAUGGUCCCCAUUCUGUCCAUUGUUCAUGAUCCGGCGUUGACAAGGAUUGAAGACGGGCAUCUGAGAUUUCUCAAUACUAUGAAAGCAAUACAAGGUGCUCUAAUAGUGGCAUCGAGCGUGCAGAUUAUAUUAGGUUACAGUCAAUUGUGGGCUAUUUGUUCCAGAUUCUUCAGCCCGCUUGGAAUGGUUCCAGUAAUUUCUUUGGUGGGCUUCGGUCUAUUCGAUAGAGGCUUUCCAUUGGUUGGUAGGUGCAUGGAAAUUGGCAUUCCCAUGCUGGUUCUCUUUGUUGCUUUCUCCCAGUACUUGAAACAUUUCCAAACAAGGAAACUGCCUAUACUGGAACGAUUUGCUCUUCUGAUAUCGAUCACAAUUACAUGGGCAUACGCACACCUCCUGACAGCCAGCGGUGCAUACAGAGAUAGGCCAGUUUUGACGCAAAAUAACUGCCGGACUGAUAGAGCUAAUCUCAUUUCUUCUGCACCCUGGAUAAAGAUCCCAUACCCUCUACAGUGGGGUGCACCAACUUUUGAUGCUGGUCAUGCUUUUGGGAUGAUGGCUGCUGUAUUAGUCUCCUUAAUUGAGUCAACUGGAGCGUUUAAGGCUGCAUCUCGUUUAUCAAGCGCCACACCACCUCCUGCCCAUGUUCUUAGCCGUGGCAUUGGCUGGCAGGGCAUUGGAAUUCUUUUGGAUGGACUUUUUGGGACGGUUACUGGAUCUACAGUGUCGGUAGAAAAUGUGGGUCUUCUUGGAAGCACUCGUGUAGGAAGCCGAAGAGUUAUACAAAUUUCAGCUGGUUUUAUGAUCUUCUUUUCCAUAUUAGGGAAAUUUGGAGCUCUAUUUGCAUCAAUUCCGAUCACCAUCUUUGCAGCUGUAUACUGCGUAUUUUUUGGUCUUGUUGCUUCUGUUGGGCUUUCUUUCCUGCAAUUCACAAACAUGAACUCGAUGAGGAACCUUUUCAUCACCGGUGUUGCCAUGUUUCUCGGUUUGUCUAUUCCUGAGUACUUCAGAGAAUACACUGCCGCUGCCCUUCAUGGUCCUGCUCAUACCACAGCUGGAUGGUUCAAUGAUUUCGUCAAUACCAUCUUCUUCUCUUCCCCAACUGUUGCACUGAUCGUGGCGGUUAUAUUGGACAACACUCUCGACUACAAGGACAGUGCCAGAGACAGGGGGAUGCCAUGGUGGGCGAAAUUCAGGACAUUUAAUGGAGAUAGUCGCAACGAGGAGUUCUACACCCUUCCCUUCAAUCUAGACCGUUUCUUCCCUCCAUCAUAGCGUAUGAUUCGCAACGAGGAAGUGUAAGAGAAAAUUCAUUAUUCGUUUGAGAGAGAGUGCCGGAGUGAGUUGGGAGGAAAUCAUCAUUCCACCAGAUUAUGAUGAUCCAAAUCCUCCCAAAGAAGAGUUGGAUGGAAAAUACAUGUAUUCUGAUUCAGUAGCGAAUGGCAUCUUCGCUUCUUCUUUUUUUUUUUUUUCUUUUU
Messenger RNA from Diospyros lotus (date-plum), 1952 nucleotides. RefSeq names its product nucleobase-ascorbate transporter 2-like. Gene Ontology annotation, molecular function: transmembrane transporter activity. The record is from RefSeq and is a predicted model, not a curated record. Gene Ontology annotation, cellular component: membrane. The transcript has 14 exons. Gene Ontology annotation, biological process: transmembrane transport. NCBI's taxonomy places the organism in Eukaryota, Viridiplantae, Streptophyta, Magnoliopsida, Ericales, Ebenaceae. The coding region runs from base 175 to 1749 and encodes 524 amino acids.